AUGGCGGAGGGCGGCGACGCGGCGCCGGAGGAGCCGGACAGACCCUCUGGGCCGAGGCCGCCGAGCGCGCGGGACUUGCAGUUGGCCUUGGCAGAAUUGUACAAAGGUGAAGUGAAAUGCAAAUCUUCCACAACUGAGAGACCUAAAGCUUCCAUCUUUAAAAGCCCACGAACACCACCUCAAAGGUUCUAUUCAAGUGAGCAAGAAUACAGUGGAUUGCAUCUGGUUCGACCUUCAACUGGGAAAAUAGUGAAUGAACUUUUCAGAGAGGCAAAGGAGCAUGGGGCUGUCCCUCUACAAGAAGCCACAAGAGCUUCAGGUGAUGACAAAACUAAGUUCUUUUCAGGUGGAGGAUACAGAUUGGGUAAUUCCUCUUGCAAACAGUCUGAAUACAUCUAUGGAGAAAAUCAGCUGCAAGAUGUUCAGAUUUUGCUUAAGUUAUGGAGCAAUGGUUUCAGUUUAGAUGAUGGAGAAUUGAGACCAUACAAUGAUCCAGUGAAUGCUCAAUUUCUGGAGUCUGUUAAAAGAGGAGAAAUUCCCCUGGAGCUUCAGCGACUGGUUCAUGGUGCCCAAGUGAACUUGGAUAUGGAGGAUCAUCAGGAUCAAGAAUACAUAAAACCCAGAUUGAGGUUCAAGGCUUUUAGUGGAGAUGGACAAAAACUCGGAAGCCUUACACCUGAAAUUGUCAGUACGCCUUCCUCCCCAGAAGAGGAGGAGAAGUCCAUACUUAAUGCAGUUGUUCUGAUUGAUGAUUCAGUGCCAACAACAAAGAUUCAAAUCAGGCUGGCAGAUGGGAGUCGUUUGAUACAAAGAUUCAAUAGUACUCACAGGAUCCUGGAUGUUCGGGACUUCAUUGUACAGUCCCGUCCUGAAUUUGCAACUCUUGACUUUAUUCUUGUAACUUCAUUUCCAAGCAAAGAGCUAACAGAUGAAAGCCUAACACUACAAGAAGCAGAUAUAAUGAAAAUAGCAAAGAAGCUAGAUUAA
Pipistrellus nathusii (Nathusius's pipistrelle) is the source of this 987-nucleotide messenger RNA. Lineage: Eukaryota; Metazoa; Chordata; Mammalia; Chiroptera; Vespertilionidae. The record is from the annotation of a GenBank genome assembly.